Molecule: messenger RNA, 1149 nt
Organism: Fulmarus glacialis (Northern fulmar)
Lineage: Eukaryota; Metazoa; Chordata; Aves; Procellariiformes; Procellariidae
Gene: WFDC1
Product: WAP four-disulfide core domain 1
Exons: 7
Coding region: 264-932 (222 amino acids)
Biological process (GO): regulation of cell growth
Cellular component (GO): extracellular region
Molecular function (GO): peptidase inhibitor activity
Source: RefSeq, a predicted model, not a curated record
GUGCUUUGUGUGAACACGUGAGCUGAGAACCUGAUCUAACUUUGAGUAAAGAAGUUCAACAGCAGCUCCUGGCUUCUGCUUGUGGGCUCCUUUUUUUUUUUUUUUCCCCCUUUCCCUUCCCAGAAGCUGCGCAGCGAAAAGCGGCUCUCACCAGCGAUCAGCCCUCGCUCUCCCUCCCUCCCCGUCUCCCUCUCUCCUUGCCAAGACUCUGAAUCGUCUGGAUCCCGAAAACCGGGCUCCUUAUUUCAUCUCUCCUUGGGAACAUGGAUGCAAGGGUGCUGUCAGAGAUGCAUUUCUGUAAAAAGAUCUUCACUGCAGCCUUGUGUGUCUUAGUUUUGCUGCCAGAUUCCGGCUGUGCAAAGAAUCUCUGGAAGCGUGCUCUACAUCUGAAAAUGACGGAGAAAUACGAUGAUUAUGAGUACCCUCUUCAUUCUCACAGUUCCCACUACCAGAAGAACGACCGCUGCCCCCCACCGCCCCAGACUUUGCCUGACCGAGCCUGUGAGGUGCCCAGCUGCCGGUCGGAUUCAGAGUGUGAAAGGCACAAGCGCUGCUGCUACAACGGGUGCAUCUACGCCUGCCUGGAGUCUGUACAGCCACCGCCAGUUUUAGACUGGCUGGUUCAGCCCAAACCCCGCUGGCUGGGAGGAAAUGGGUGGCUUUUGGAUGGCCCAGAGGAAGUCUUACAAGCUGAGGCCUGCAGUACCACUGAGGAUGGAGAUGAGCCUCUGCAUUGCCCCACAGGCUAUGAAUGCCAUAUCAUCAACCCGGGUAACACGGCUGAAGGAAUCCCUAACAGGGGCCAGUGCAUCAAGCUCCGUGGAAAUCCAGAUGGACGCAACCUGAGGCAUAAGUAUUACAAGGAAUAUUUUGGGAGCAAUUCCAACAAUGUGGUCGGCUAUGUGAAAAACCAGCAGAAACAUUUAGGCUAAUCAAAGGUGUGCCUGGCUGGAGCACUCUGUUUAGCAGCUGUCAAGGAAUGCUUUCCCCAACAGUUUUGGAAGAAUUCUGGUCCCAAAUCUCCACAAGCAUGUCUCCAGCAUUACCCUGAUCCCUGCCCGCCAGUGAUAAAAAGACUUCGUUAUUCAAGGCACAGGAUGAGUCUCAAUUUUAAGCCUAUCAGCAGGGGGAGAAAUGUGAUCCCUGAAA